AUGUAUUUCUUCAGAAGCAUCUCAAUAUUCUGUAUUGUAACAUUUAACAUCGCGUGUUUCAAUCGCGUUCGCGCUGAAUUUACAAAGAGGAAUGGUGUGCAUUCAAAAUCGAGUUCCAAUUUCCCAGAACCGGAUAUUACAAUUAUCGAAGGGGACUCCUUAUGGGGACGAAAAAAAACGCAAGGAGAAUUUGAAACUUCUUCUGUAGCAGACCUAUACAAACUCUCAGGUUUCGAUGAUACUGAACAAGACAGCAAGUUUUCAACUUCAGCUUUAAAACGAUUCCUAGAUCAUUAUGCCGAAAAAAUCAGAAAUGAAAAAUACAGAAACGCUACUGAAAUUGUUGAAGAAAAAGAAGAAGUCAAAGAUAAAAAAAGUUGGAAUUUGAUGAGCCCCCAAAGACAAAAACAUCCAUUUGAAGACCCGAAUGGUUGGGUAUCAUUAGAUCCAAUACCAUGGUCAAUAUCGCAAGUUUCCAAAUGGCGUAAUAAACAUAAACCUACAGAACUAUCAUUCGGUCCACCAGUAGAAGAUAUUCCUCUAGAAAGUAAUUUAGAACUUUCCACGGUUUCAGAUACAUCACAAAAUUAUCAUAAAUAUAAAUAUCCUUCAAGUUUAAAUGAUUAUCAAAUUAUUUCUCCAAAUGAAAAUAAUUUAGAUAACACGCAAAUUCGUUACAAAAGGCCUCCACUACAGAGACCUUCAAUAGAAAAUACGGAAACUUAUAACACAAAACACAAGACGAAUAAAGUUAAUAACCAACAGUUGGGAAAACUCAAACACCAAACCACCAUUUUUUCAAACAGGUUAACUUCUAACCUUCAAAGUUCACAGAAACCAAAUUUGGUUGUUAGUGACAACAUGAUUAUAACGGAUGGACUCCUUCCAGAUUUUCCACACACUGAUAUAGAUUAUAACAGAAGGCAAGGUACAGAGUUGUAUCCAGAGACACAUCCAUUUACAGGUAAUGGGAACUGGGUGCUUUUGUCUACUAGUAAAGGAUACAAACGUCCUAAAAAACAAAGAGCUAUAAAAGUUCAGCAACAGCAAUUCGACGAACACAAAAAAGUUCAACUUGAGGUUCUGCCUCCCCUUGAAGAUUCAAAACUAAAUAUGACGACAUCUCACGGUGGUUUAUUACAAGUCGAAUCAAGUUUGGAAUCUGUAGAGCAAGCUCAGAAGAAGGUGCAAAAAUUACAAAAUUUGAAGAAGAAGAGACGACGACCCAUCAAUUUGAAAAAAAGAAAGAAGAUAGAGACUUUUAAUGCUGUUAGUAAAACUGUUCCUAGAAGUACGGAUAGUGGAGCGGUAUUAGCCGGAGUGGGAGCAGGACUUAUUCCUGCCACAAUGGCUAUGUUUGUUCCGAUGGUAAUGAAUGGAAAUAAAAGAAAAAAAAGGGAAUUCAUAUAUUAAAUUUAUACACAUAUAAAUCAUAUAAAAUAGUUGAU
Messenger RNA from Diorhabda carinulata, 1448 nucleotides. RefSeq lists its product as uncharacterized. Bases 1 to 1413 code for a protein of 470 amino acids. The transcript has 3 exons. Lineage: Eukaryota; Metazoa; Arthropoda; Insecta; Coleoptera; Chrysomelidae. The record is from RefSeq and is a predicted model, not a curated record.